AUGGAGCUCUGGAACUCCACCUUGGGAAAUGACUUCACAUUAGCGGAGAUUCUGAAUGACAGUGGGGUUCCCAAACUGCUUUUUGCCACAAUCGCUGUCCUAUACAUGUUGGCCCUGACCAGUAAUGGCCUGCUGCUCUUGGUCAUUAUAAUGGAUUCCUGGCUCCAUGUACCUAUGUACCUUCUACUUAGCCAGCUAUCUCUCAUGGACUUGAUGUUUGCAUCUGCAGUUACUCCCAAAACGCUUGUGGAUUAUCUGCAUGGGGAGAACACCAUCUCCUUUGAAGGCUGCACCUUUCAGAUGUUAGUAGUUCUCACUUCAGGAGGUGCAGAGGACUUACUACUGGCGUUCAUGGCCUAUGACAGGUAUGUGGCUAUUUUUCAUCCUUUGCACUACAUGGUCCGCAUGAGGCCAAGGAUAUGCUGGCUCACAAUAGCCACACCUUGGAUCCUGGCAUUCCUGAAUGCUGUGAUACUCACCUCAUAGACUAUGCACUUUCCUUUCUGUGUGUCUCGGAAAAUCAGGCACCUACUCUGUGAGAUCCCACCCUUGUUGAAAUUGGCCUGUGCAGAUACCUCCAUAUAUGAGCACAUGGUAUAUGUGAUAGGUGUGAUCUUUCUCAUGCCUACCCUUGCUGCUAUCCUUGCCUCUUAUACAUUUGUCCUAAUUGCUUUCCUUCACAUGUCCUCGGGUAAGGGAAGGAAGAAAGUCCUCAUCAUAUGCUCUUCUCACCUGACUGUGGUAGGAAUGUACUAUGGAGCUGCCAUGUUGAUGUACAUCCAGCCCAAUUACUACCAUAGUCCCCAACAGGACAACAUUCUCUCUGUAUUUUAUAUUAUCAUUACUCCAACACUGAACCCUCUUGUCUAUAGUCUGAGAAACAAGGAGGUAAUGGAAGCCUCCAGGAGAGUACUGGGGAGAUUCACUUCUGCCCAGAGAUGGUAG
Messenger RNA from Puma concolor (puma), 945 nucleotides. Its product is annotated as olfactory receptor 2AG1-like. Gene Ontology annotation, cellular component: membrane. Gene Ontology annotation, biological process: G protein-coupled receptor signaling pathway. The record is from RefSeq and is a predicted model, not a curated record. Gene Ontology annotation, molecular function: G protein-coupled receptor activity; olfactory receptor activity. NCBI's taxonomy places the organism in Eukaryota, Metazoa, Chordata, Mammalia, Carnivora, Felidae.